GAUUUGAAUUCGGGGUGAACAGAAAUGGCGAAGUCAAAGAACUACACUGCCCACAACCAAUCUUACAAGGCUCACAAGAAUGGCAUCAAGAAACCCAAGAGGCACCGCCACACUUCCACCAAAGGGAUGGAUCCCAAGUUCUUGAGGAACCAGAGGUAUGCAAGGAAGCACAACAAGAAGAGCGGUGAGUCUGCCACUAAAGAAGAGUAAAUUUUUAAUGGCAAAAGAUCUAGCUUUGAUUAGUGUUUUCUAAUUGUUGUUUUUCCCCCCGGUGGAAUUGAGUGUUCGUUUACUAUAAUCACCUUAGUUGAAAUGUUAUUUUGGGAUUGUUGAAUCUCAUUUUCAAAAGAGAUUUGAAGCUGUGAGCUUAUUAAUAUUAAGAACAUGUUUUGAGCUUAA
Messenger RNA from Gossypium raimondii (Peruvian cotton), 399 nucleotides. Its product is annotated as 60S ribosomal protein L29-1. Gene Ontology annotation, molecular function: structural constituent of ribosome. Gene Ontology annotation, biological process: cytoplasmic translation. The coding region runs from base 25 to 210 and encodes 61 amino acids. The transcript has 2 exons. Gene Ontology annotation, cellular component: ribosome; cytosolic large ribosomal subunit. NCBI's taxonomy places the organism in Eukaryota, Viridiplantae, Streptophyta, Magnoliopsida, Malvales, Malvaceae. The record is from RefSeq and is a predicted model, not a curated record.